UUCGAGUUGGAGCCAAGUCUACGACAGCUGCAAUGGUAAUUAUCAAUCACCAAUAAAUAUUGAUCCUGCCAAGACAAUCACCAUGAGCUACCCAAAGCUCACCUUUGGCAAUUAUGACCGCCACUGGCCAAUGAGUAUCACCAACGACGGUCACACAGUGCUGCUUGAUUUACCUCGUAAUUUUCCUGCUAACCUGUUGCCAUUCAUCAGAGGUGGUGGGCUACCGGAUAAGUUCAAUUUUGUCCAGCUCCACUUCCAUUGGGGUGGCGACUCCGGCCGUGGCAGUGAACAUUUAAUCCAAUCGAAACAAUAUUCCGGAGAGCUUCACAUAGUUCACUAUAAUUCAAAGUAUGGAACGUUCGCCGAAGCUACUAAACACAAAGACGGGGUCGCAGUUCUCGCUAUUUUAAUGGAGAGUGAAUCAACCGACAACUAUGUCUUGCACCAUAUCGUCGAACAGUUUGAUGAUAUUUCGCAAGGCGGCCAAUCAACUCAGCUGCAUAAUCCUAUUCUUUUGCAAGACCUCCUUCCGGCCAAUAUUCAUAAUUUUUACAGGUACGAUGGCUCUUUAACGACUCCCACUUGUCAAGAGGUGGUUAGUUGGACCGUUUUCGAGACGCCCAUCACUGUAUCCGAAUACCAGUUGAGGAAGUUCAGGCAGUUGUUUGACAGGAAAGGACGCAGACUCAACGACAAUUUCCGGCCGAUUCAAGAGGAUCGUGGUAGGGUCAUCACUUAUCGCUCUGGGAAUGAUCCUCAAUCGUUCAAUCAGCAAAAGUAUAAUCUGACGUCAUCACCUGUUCAAGAACUCCAGUCCUGGGAACAGGCUUUAGAUUUUUUCAAACAUUCCGAGUUCAACUCGCAAGCAUUUUUCAAGUGGCAACCGUUUAAUCGUUCAGACAAAUUGCAAAAUAUUUUGGAAAUUCCCAACUGGAAUUUUGUGGUUAGAUAACAUGAUAGUCCAUUACAUCAAUGCGGAGACAUUAAAUCAGAGUCACGAUCUUGUUGUUCAAUACAUAAUAAAUUA
Molecule: messenger RNA, 1027 nt
Organism: Daphnia carinata
Lineage: Eukaryota; Metazoa; Arthropoda; Branchiopoda; Diplostraca; Daphniidae
Product: carbonic anhydrase 2-like
Exons: 5
Coding region: 83-952 (289 amino acids)
Cellular component (GO): plasma membrane
Molecular function (GO): carbonate dehydratase activity; zinc ion binding
Source: RefSeq, a predicted model, not a curated record